Drosophila grimshawi is the source of this 2628-nucleotide messenger RNA. RefSeq names its product protein Skeletor, isoforms B/C (gene Skeletor). Lineage: Eukaryota; Metazoa; Arthropoda; Insecta; Diptera; Drosophilidae. The transcript is spliced from 8 exons. The record is from RefSeq and is a predicted model, not a curated record. The coding region runs from base 260 to 2602 and encodes 780 amino acids.
UCGUAGCGUCUGGUCGUGUUCGUGCAGCAAUCGAAGAGCCCCCACAACAGUCCACCCCCCCACCUAAUAAAGACAGCAAGUCGCUCAAGAGCUUGCCUCUGUGCGUGCGUGUGUGUGUGUGUGUGUGAGUGAAACAGUGUCAGGAUCCGUGUUAUCCUCAAAGAAACAAACAAACGACAAAAAAAAGAAACAAUCGAGAAUAUAUAAACCAAAACAGAAUUUAAACAUUGCUCCAAUUUGGAGUUCCAGUUGGACAGCCAUGUCAGCAGUGAAGGAUAAACCGUUGCUGCUGCUGCUUGUUGGCCUAUUGGCCGCAUUGAGUUCACUACAGCCCUGCUGUGAUGCCGCCUACCCAUAUUAUGGCACCAAGAUCGGCUCACUAACACGACUGCAUCAUGGCGUUUCCGGUGACGUCUAUGCCGUGGAUUCCCGCACGAUAUUUAUCAAGAAAUUCAACUAUGAUGGCGAAGCGCCCGCCGCCUACUUCUAUGUGGGCAACACAGCCCGGCCCAGCAACGAGGGCGCCGCCCGCCUCCGCGAUGAGCGCGGUGGCACCACAGCACUAACUCGUCGCUAUCGCAACAAGGACAUCACUUUGUCGUUGCCAGAGGGCAAGACGUUGCGCGAUGUCAAGUGGUUCUCCGUGUGGUGCGAUGAGUUUGCUGUCAAUUUCGGUGAUGUGGCCAUUCCAAGCAGUUUGGAUUUUCCCCGACCACAGAAGAUAAAUGCGCUGAGAGGUGUGCAUGGCGUCUCCUCCGAUAACAUUGUCAUUGUUGAUGCCCAAACGCUGCUGGUGCCCAACUUCAGCUAUGAUGGCGAAGCGCCAGAUGCCAAGUUCUGGGUGGGUCGUGGCCAGCGCCCCUCGCCCGAUGGCCUGCGCAUUCCGGACGAGAAUGGCAAGGAGAUUCCACUGCGUCGCUACGAUAGAAAGACAAUUGUGUUGACCCUGCCGGAGGAUUUGACCAUCUUUGAUAUUGGACACUUUGGUGUCUGGUGUGAGGCAUUCACCGUUGACUUUGGUCACGUCCGUCUGCCGGAGGGUCUCAAUGUGCCGCCCUCACUGAAAAUGCUGGGCAUCAGUCCACAGUCCAAGCUCAACUGUGAGGUGCUCUACGAUGAUCUGGCAUUUGAAAUACGCUGGGCAGUGGCCGGUGAGAGCAUCGUUAUACAAUUGGUCGCCAAAUUGGAACCCAACAAUUACAUGUCCUUUGGCAUCUCGCCCAACAAGAACAUUAGCCAAAUGAUUGGCGCCGAUGUCGCCGUUGCCUGGGUGGAUCCCGAGACCGGCAAUGGUUUUGCCCAGGAUUAUCUCCUGGAGGGCAAGGCCCAAUGUUCGGGCAGUCGUGGCGCCUGUCCAGAUGUGAAGAUACAGCCAAACACCAACUCCAUACGACUACUGAAUGCGGCCAUGGUCAAUGGUUACUCCAUUGUCACCUAUCAGCGAUCGCUCUCUGCCACUGAUCGUCUGGACUUGCCCAUCUCAAUCAGUGAUGUGGAGUCCAUUGUGUGGGCCAUUGGGCCCUUGAAUGACUUCCGGGAGGUCUCCUUCCACACUUACUAUAAUAAGCAUUUGCAGCAGAUUGAGUUUGGACGCCAGCCCAAAUGGAAUUGCCCACUGCCGGAGGGUGCCAAGCCAGGCAGCAGCAGCACCACCGAACAGGAAGAGGAAGUCACACAAAUUAGCUCCACUGGCGGUGCGGGCUAUCCACCCGCAGGACGUCCCAACAUUGAGCCCGACGAGGAGUUCUAUGAGAAUCGUGCUCAGGCCCUGCAACGCACCACCACCGCACAAGGCCCACUGCGCCGCCAAGAGACCGCCGUAUCCACCCAACGUCGUCCGGUGCCUACACCCAAGCCUGUGAACAGCAACGGUGCCUGGGAUAUUCCGGCCAUACAAUGUCAUGAGCCGGAGGAUGGUGUCUUCUAUGCUCAAAUGGGACCAACGGGCGGAAAGCAUGGUUAUCCAGCUAUAACCGGUCAUGUGGGUUGGGGCAUCUCUUGGUACAUCAACGGAUUACUGAUUCCCGAGCUUCAUGUGGUCCGCGGCAGGACCUACACUUUUGUGGUUGAGGGCGGCAACAAUCCGGACAUACCCGCCAAGUAUCAUCCCUUCUAUAUUAGCGACGAUCCAGUUGGUGGCUACGAGCACAAGCGCGAGGAGGAGAAGAUGGCCGUACGCAUCUUUGCUGGUGUUCAUCGCUCCAGGUCUGGCCAAGUGACGCCAACGGGCGUUGGCCGUUUGUGCAACUGGACGCCCGAUGUGGAUGGACCACCGGCGGAUGACUAUCAAUCCUUUGGGGCAUACCAGCGCACGCUGACACUCAAGUGUGAUGCCGGCGAGCCGGGUGUAAUCAGCUGGAAGCCGGAUAGGAAUACGCCGGACACCGUUUACUAUCACUGUUUCACGCAUCGUUAUCUGGGCUGGAAGAUACACGUGCACGACUCGUGCGAUGGCUUCGGUGAUGGCAUAGGCGCCGCCUCCAAUCGGUUUGAAUUGCACGAGCCGGUGCCGGUGCGGGAAGACUAUGCCGCCGAGUCAUCGAUACGCCACGAAACCAAGAUGGCAUCCGCGCUGCAGAGGCUCUCGAGGAGAGCCUACUAAGGAACCAGUCGAUCCUAGCCGAACCA